Molecule: messenger RNA, 1096 nt
Organism: Medicago truncatula (barrel medic)
Lineage: Eukaryota; Viridiplantae; Streptophyta; Magnoliopsida; Fabales; Fabaceae
Product: plastid-lipid-associated protein 6, chloroplastic
Exons: 4
Coding region: 67-897 (276 amino acids)
Source: RefSeq, a predicted model, not a curated record
UCUUCUACUAUAACACAACACAGUAAUCUCUCAUUUUUUCCAAAAAUCUCUUCCACACUUUUUUUCAUGGCUUCCCUCAAUCUCCUUCUUCACCCCUCAACUUCUCUCUCUCACCCCCUACUACCAUUUUCUUCUUCAUGUUCUUGUUUCUUUCCAAGAACCAACAGCAUCAAUGUUCUUACUCCAAAGGGUAAACAUAUCAAGCCUUCAUCCCUUAUUGUAAAAGCUGCUGCUGAAGCUGAUAUUUCAAUCUCUGGCUCUAUUCCAAUUCCUUCUAAUCCUUUUGAUUCUACUUCCCCCUUGAAGUUCAAUCUUCUGAGUGCUGUUUCUGGGUUAAAUAGAGGUCUUGCAGCAAGUGAAGAAGACCUACAAAAGGCAGACGCUGCGGCUAAGGAACUUGAAGAUGCUGGAGGGUUAGUAGACCUCACAGAUAACCUUGAUAGGUUGCAAGGAAGAUGGAAACUUAUAUAUAGCAGCGCGUUCUCCUCCCGUACUCUAGGUGGGAGCCGUCCUGGACCUCCCAUAGGAAGGCUCCUUCCUAUAACUCUUGGACAGGUUUUUCAACGAAUUGACAUCUUAAGCAAGGAUUUUGAUAAUAUAGUGGAUCUUCAGUUGGGUGCUCCAUGGCCUCUACCACCCCUUGAAGUAACUGCCACAUUAGCUCACAAAUUUGAGCUCGUAGGAUCGUCGAAGAUCAAGAUAAUAUUUGAGAAAACCACAGUGAAGACAACUGGGACUUUUUCACAGUUGCCGCCUCUAGAUUUGCCUCAAAUUCCAGAUGCAUUGAGGCCACAAUCUAAUAGAGGAAGUGGUGAUUUUGAAGUUACAUAUCUUGACGCGGAUACUCGCGUCACCAGAGGAGAUAGAGGCGAGCUAAGGGUCUUUGUGAUUGCAUAAGUGACAAUGCUUUUUAUGAUAGUAUUGUCUUGCUAAAUGUUGUUCAAUAUUGUAACAUUGAUAUAGCCAACCCACACUAUGGAGCUCCUAGGGUUUUUUGUUUAAGUGUAACAUAUUUAACCUUAAAGGAAUAUUUGUUUAUAGAUAAUUACAUAUGGUUGAUAAUAUACACCCUUGAGAUAACUCCUUUUCAGUUUUA